Molecule: messenger RNA, 579 nt
Organism: Gongylonema pulchrum
Lineage: Eukaryota; Metazoa; Nematoda; Chromadorea; Rhabditida; Gongylonematidae
Source: the annotation of a GenBank genome assembly
AUGGGUGUCCAGAUGCCGCUAUGGAAGCAAGAUUUGGGGCAAUAUGAAGAAAGAGGAAGUUAUUUCACUUUUGUUACGCAUUUUUGCUUUGUAACAGCAGUACAAGACGCAUAUUGUCACGAGCGUAGCAGUGCGCUGCAGCCGGGGGAUGCAGCUGGCAUGUUGUUGAGGCGAGCACGUGAUCGGUUGUGGUCGCAGCUGCGGCGCCAUUCACGGGCUUCACGUGCCAACGCCGAUGCGCAGCUGAGAUCCAGCGAGCAGGCCUGUGUGGUAUCGGAGGGUGCUAUCACACGAAUCGAUAUCGCUCACUUGCCAGCCAAUCAGCCAACCGAAGAUUUUUAUGCAACCGCAAAGUGCCUUUCAUCCGACGCUUUCCUUUUUGGCGUAUUCGAUGGUCAUUGCGGUAAUGCUUGUAGUCGUUACAUUUCAACGCAUCUUUUUGAUUAUGUUAGCGCAGGUGCCUUAAAACGACACAUUAUCAUGGAUUUGCCGCUCAAAGACAGAUUGCAAUGGCUUUAUACGAAUGGCGAUCCGCUAGAUGAGAAAUUUAGGUGCAAUUCCUGGUUCAUUUCUGUCUGA